Ictidomys tridecemlineatus (thirteen-lined ground squirrel) is the source of this 1005-nucleotide messenger RNA. RefSeq names its product caveolae associated protein 3 (gene Cavin3). Gene Ontology annotation, molecular function: protein kinase C binding. Lineage: Eukaryota; Metazoa; Chordata; Mammalia; Rodentia; Sciuridae. Gene Ontology annotation, cellular component: caveola; cytoplasm. The record is from RefSeq and is a predicted model, not a curated record.
CUGGAAACUGGGCCUGCGUCCGGAGCUCCUCCUGGGGGCCCGGUGCACGCUGUGACGGUGGUGACCCUGCUGGAGAAGUUGGCCACCAUGCUGGAGGCACUGAAGGAGAGUCAGGGCGGCCUUGCUCAGAGGCAGGGCGGCCUGGCAGGCUCCGUACGCCGCAUCCAAAGCGGCCUGGGCGCGCUGAGUCGCAGCCACGACACCACCAGCAACACGCUGGCACAGCUGCUGGCAAAAGCGGAGCGCGUGGGCUCGCACGCGGACGCUGCUCAGGAGCGGGCGGUGCGCCGCGCUGCCCAGGUGCAGCGACUGGAGGCCAACCACGGGCUGCUGGUGGCGCGCGGGAAGCUACACGUCUUGCUUUUUAAGGAGGAGGCGGAAAUCCCAACCAGAGCCUUCCAGAAAGCGCCAGAGCCCUCGGAUCUGGCGGACCAGUCGGAGUUGAGCCCAGAGCAGCCAGAAGCCGAAGAUGCAGAGAGCUCUGACGAAGAGCCGGUGGAGUCCAGAGCUCAGCGGUUGCGGCGUACAGGUUUGCAGAAGGUUCAAAACCUUCGAAGGGCCCUUUCGGGCCGGAAAGGCCCUGCGGCGCCACCAUCCACACCAGUCAAGCCGCCUCGCCUUGGGCCAGGCAGGAGCACUGAAGGCCAGCCUGAAGCUGUCCAGCCCACGCUGGAGUCCACGGUGGAGCCAGAGCCUCCGCAGGACACGGAGGAAGAUCCCGGGAGACCCGGGCCUGCUGAAGCAGCUGUGCUUCAAACAGAAAGUGCAGCCUGAUAGCUGGGUGCUACUCAAAUCCCCUGUGCUUAUGCCUUAUCCCAAAAUAAAUCCUUUCAGAAUGCAGCAUUCACGCCCAAAUAAGGAGCGAAUCCUGCAUCCACUGCCCAGCGAUGGCCCUCCGUUCCUGGCCCUCCCUUCCUUUUUCAGCCUAGUAUCUUGUGUCCUCUAACAGGAGAGGCGCAGCUUACACUUACUUGCACUCACAAUCAAUAAAAGUUAUUUCAUCUA